UACCUAGAAUGUGACAAAAACCAAGCAAUGAAAUCCCAGAAACUCUCUUAAACCUCUGUGAUAAAAUUGUGGCAAGGAGCUGAUCAGGGUGAGGAUAUAAAACCAAAGCUUUGAGUGUGCCCAGGAGUACAGUGUCUUCAGUAGUUGUGAAAUGGAAGACAUUGGGAUUCUUCCUAGAGUUGACCAUUUGACCAAACAGAGUAACUGGGCAAAAAGGGGCUUGAACAGGGACAUUAAAGGUUUAGUCAUCUGUCAGAGUUUCUUACCUGUAAUGAAUCCAACAGUGACUUUAACAGAGCUUCAGAAGUGGGAGAACCUGUUGGAAGGAUGACUAUCUCAGCAACACUCCAUCCAUCAGGCCUUUACGGUAGAGUGACUAGAUGCAGGUCUCUUUGAGUAAAGGCCAUAUGAACGCCUGCUUGGAGUUUGCCAGACACCAUUCAAAGGAUUCUGAGAGCAGAGGAAAAAUGAUCUAGUCUGAUGAAACAGAAACUGAACCCUUUGGGCAGAACUCCAAAUGCUAUGUCUGGCUAUGCCUAAUACCAUCCCUACAGUGAAGCAUGGUGGUGGCACUAUCAUGCUAUGGGGAUGAUUGUCAGAGGCAGGGACAGGGAGCCUGGUCAGAAUUGAGGGAAGGAUGAAUGUAGCCAAAUACAGAGAGGUCCUUGAAGAAAACCUGCUCCAGAAUGCACAUGAACCAAACCCAUCAUCAUGGUCGGCCAUCACAGAGCAACUAACGGACAAGAGAAGGCAGCGAUGGUGGGCCAGAAGCCGGAUCUCCAUAUCUCCCUUUAGUCAUUAGGACCCUCCCUGGAGAGAGAGGCUUUCUAUCUGCUGCCUGUCAGCAGCUGGGCUUCCUCUACCCCAUGAGAGAAAGAGUCAUACACACUGUGAGCCAUCCCAUGUUGUGAGAGAGAGAAAGAGGGCUGCCGCUUCCAUCUGAAUGCUAUUGAAUGUUAAUUGAAAAGGGUAUAUAUGUUAUUAAAUUAAACAGAGAACACCAUCUGUUUUAAAAGUAAAAUAGCUGGUGUAUGUUUAGGGAGCUCAGUUAAUCCUUUAGGUCAUUGCUGAUGUAAUGUUUCAGUGCUUUUGAGCCCAGGAAGCCUGAUGUUAAAGUGCACAGUUUAAACUCAAUUAAAGGUUUAGUCAUCUGUCAGAGUUUCUUACAAUGCAAUGAGGCUUAGUAAUGCACAUGGAUCUGAUCUACAUUUCUCCUGUGCCUUUGGAGUGAGCAUCUUAAAAAAAUCCUGUCUUGCCUGUUAGAGACCUGAGGGAUGGGAUUGAGAGUGAAUGUGAUCAGGGAUGCACAAAUAGAUAUGUUACAGUGAUGCAACAAAUCAAGUAAGAAAGUAAUUGAGUCAGUUAGUCAGAUGUGGCACAGGAGGGAGGGUGUGGUGUGUUUGGGACCUUAUCUGCUCCCUGCAGCACUGUCUGUGUGUGUGUGAGAGAGAGAGAGUGUGUGAGUUGAGUAUGCUUCAUUUGGGGAGUGGCCAGCUCUUUUCUGAAGAUCCUUACCGUAACUCUUUACUCUUUCUCCAAUUACCGAGUCGUAUCACCAGCUAACUUCCUGUUAGUGGUUCUAACACUGCUGUCUGCAUGUGAGCUUUUACUGCUAGUGCUCUGCAUUCUCUAUAGCUCUGCAUUUCCACUGGACUGUGCCCUGAGAAAUCCAGCAUCCUUAAUGUGAGGCUGUCCCCACCCACACCUGGUUGUAAGACACCCACUGCAAAACAGUAGAAGAUGAGCAAGUCCCCCACCCCCAAGGGCACCCCGGUGCAGCGCAGCCCCAGUGAUGGCGUCCCUGAGGGCCUCCAGUCUCCUCAGCAUUCCACACCUGGUUCUGGACCCCAACAUAAGAAACGCAUCUCCAGCCUCCUUCAGAGUCCGUCAUUCAGGGAGGAGUUGGAUGUGCUCAUUCAGGAACAGAUGAAGAAGGGUGGCAGCUCAUCCAACCUCUGGGCACUGAGACAGCUCGCUGAUUUCAUGGCCUCACAUGGUUCUCCAGCUGCUCUGCCAGUCUCCCCUUCCAACAUGAUGAUGGUGACACCCAUCAACGACCUGCAUGGGUGGGAGCCUGGCAGCAUGGUGAAGGGGGAGAGGCUGAUGCGCUGCAAGCUGGCCAGCACCCAUCGCCUGUUCGACCUCUAUGGCUGGGCCCAGAUCAGCCGCACCUGUCUCACUCUACGUGUCAGUAAAGAACAGGAACACUUCCUGGUGCUUCCAGACGGCCUGGCCUACAGCGAGGUGACUGGAUCCAGUCUGGUAAAGGUGAACAUCCUGGGUGAGGUGGUGGAAAAGGGCAGCACCAACCUGGGUGUGGACACAGAGAAGUUCAGCCUGCACUCUGCCAUCUACUCGGCCCGGCCAGAUGUUCGCUGCCUGCUUCACCUCCACACACCGGCCACGGCAGCGGUAUCAGCUAUGAAGUGUGGCCUCCUACCACUGUCCCAUGAAGCUCUGCUGGUUGGUGACGUGGCCUACUAUGACUACAAUGGAGUCAUGGAGGAGGAGGAGGACAGAGUGGAACUGCAGAAGAGUCUGGGACCCACCUGUAAGGUUCUGGUGCUGAGAAAUCACGGCAUCGUGGCUCUUGGGGAGUCUGUGGAGGAGGCCUUCUACACCAUCUAUCACAUCCAGGCUGCCUGCCAGAUCCAGGUGUCAGCUUUGUGUUGUGCUGGUGGUGAACAGAACUUGAUUUUGCUGGAUCGUACCACCCAUAAACCCAACCCGGCCGGCACCGUGGGCUGGGCUGGCUCCACUUUUGGGCCCCUUCACAAGAGUCGUGUCGGGGAGCAUGAGUUUGAAGCUCUCAUGAGGACUCUGGAUAACCUGGGCUACCGUACCGGCUACACGUACCGUUUCCCUGUGCUUCUGGAGCGAUCGCGGAUGCGGAGGGAGGUGGAGGUGCCCGCAACCGUCACAGCCUUCUACCAGUUUGACGAUGACGGAGUCCACCCGGCUCUGAGGCAGCACCCUUUUGCCCAGCGCCAGCAGCAGGAGAGGACCCGAUGGCUCAACACCCCCAACACUUACCAAAAAGUCAGCCAAGAGCAAGCCAGCCCUGGGCACCAGCGCACCACUUGGCUGAAGACAGAAGAGGUGACACAAGCUGGUAGCACAUCCAUCAAGAUAGAGAAUCCAAACCAGUUUGUGCCUCUUUUCACCAACCCUCAAGAGGUGAUUGAAACACGAAACAAGAUCCGACAGCAGAACCGUCAGGACAUGAAGACAGCAGGACCACAGUCUCAAGUCCUUGCCAGUGUCAUAACAGAGGACAGUCCUCCGUCUCCAGUCAGCCCACCCAAAGUCCCACCUGAGCCAGAACCUCCCAACCCCUUCAACCAGCUGACGGACCAGGAGCUGGAGGAGUACCGCAAAGAAGUGCAGAGGAAACAAGACGGAGGGACCAAUGGGGAGGAGGUGGCAAAUGACAAGGAGUCUUCCCCUGCUACCUCCCCCACAAAGGGCCCUCCGCCCAGCCAACCUCCUCUCUCAGAAACAGAAGAGGCAAAGACCAAUUCUCCAGCCAUACAGAACGGAGGUGAGGAGGAGAAGCAGACGACAGAAGAACUGGAGAAAGGCAUGAAGGCUCUUUCAACCAACGACACCUCCACCACCCCGGCUGCUCCACCUGUCAAACCGCAAGGUGGCACCCCAGAGGGCUCACCCUCCAAGUCUCCAUCCAAGAAGAAAAAGAAGUUCAAGCCGCCAUCGUUCCUGAAGAAAAGCAAGAAGCAGAAGGAGAAAGCAGAGACCUGAGGCGUCCACACACACUAGGCCUCGGUGAAAUACUACUGUGAAAUAUUUCUUAGUGUAUGGUGUAUGAGUAGCAGAUGGAGUUAACCACGUCAGAUCUAUUCAAACAGUAAUUCACAGACACAGUGUGCUAAACUGACUUUCAACUGCUUUACUGUAAACUGCUGCUCACUGAUUUGAUCUAUGUGGUUGUUCAUCUCAAGUAGGUUAAAAACACUGAUAAUUAUUUUCACAUACUAUUUGACCCAGGUCAGAUACAGCCCAACAUUCUGACGCACUACUUCUUGUACACACACACACACACACACACACACACACACACACGCUGUGUAUUACUCACAUCUUAUUUUCACCUGCUGUGCUAUUUAACCAUUAAUUAACUUCACUGUAUAAGCAUUCGAACAUGUUAGUUUUUCAAACUGGGAUCACUACUGUGGUCCUGUGCACUUGCCGCUUGGAAUUAUUAUUUUUUUAUCCACACCUUUGCAAGACACUGGAAAUUUAAGUCCCCAUUAAUUAUGCACCCCUUAUCCAUCUAUAGGGACUCGACAUAUGUAUAUUGGCAUUCUAGUAUGUUGCAUUUGUUCAUCAUCAUAGGCAUCUUGUAGUCAUGAUUUGGUUCUAAUUAUCAGAUAGAUGUUGCAGGUACACUGUGUGAGCACAGGUGCAGUACAUUAGAAAUAUACAGAUAGCUACUGAUUGUGCUCUUCUGAAUGCUGGUUGUGUGUAAACCUAUCAGCCUAUUGACAUUAUUACAGCAGGGAUGAACAUGGAAAACAAGAAUGCAGGGGAAAAUAUACUGGCUCGCAACAAAACACAAGCCGCUAUAAAUGCCACUAUUACCAAAAAGGGAUAAAGCGUAAAGAAUUUGUUGCUUGUUGAUGCAGUUUGAAACCCAGUAAUAGAAGAAACUGAAGGUACUAAACAUUCCACUUUUCUCAUCUUCUUUUAAAUGUAUGUGUGCAAAAUACCUCUUAACAGUUGUAAUAAUUUUCCGUUUAAACCAGUAGCUGUUAUCAAAAUGCUGACGUGUGAUGUUUGCUCAUGGUUUUAAUUUAUUUUAUAUUAGAAUGUAUAAGUGAGUGUUGCAAGGUUACCAUGUAUCAGUCUGUCAUUAAAAAUCAAGUUUGAUUUAAACCCA
Molecule: messenger RNA, 4897 nt
Organism: Lates calcarifer (barramundi perch)
Lineage: Eukaryota; Metazoa; Chordata; Actinopteri; Centropomidae
Gene: add2
Product: adducin 2 (beta)
Exons: 15
Coding region: 1741-3759 (672 amino acids)
Biological process (GO): barbed-end actin filament capping
Cellular component (GO): cytoskeleton; postsynaptic density; plasma membrane
Molecular function (GO): actin filament binding
Source: RefSeq, a predicted model, not a curated record